UAGGGUUAACCCGCGCACAGCACUUCUCACCGCCUCAGUGUGGCUGGGGAGGGGACCACACUUCGCCGCGAAAUUUGGUCUGGUGAAGGCCUGACCGAUUCGACAUCCCCCGACCGUUCCACCAAGUAAAAGAUGGGUAUCUCUCGUGACUCCCGCCACAAGCGCUCUGAGACUGGUGCCAAGCGCGCCCAGUACCGCAAGAAGAGAAAGUUCGAGCUUGGUCGUCAGGCCGCCAACACCCGUAUCGGCCCCAAGCGCGUUCACGAGGUCCGUGUCCGUGGUGGUAACCGCAAGUUCCGUGCUCUCCGCUUGGACUCCGGUAACUUCUCCUGGGGAUCCGAGGGUGUCGCCAAGAAGACCCGUAUCAUCGGUGUCGUCUUCCACCCUUCCAACAACGAGUUGAUCCGCACCAACACCCUCACCAAGUCCGCCAUCGUCCAGAUCGAUGCCACUCCCUUCCGUCAGUGGUACGAGGCUCACUACGGACAGACCCUCGGUAAGAAGCAGGCUGCCCAGACCGUUGAGCCCGUUCAGCGUUCCAAGCACGUCGAGCGCAAGUUCGCUGAGCGUACCAAGACUGCUAAGGUCGAGACCUCCGUCGCCAACCAGUUCGGUAACGGUCGUUUGUACGCUUGCAUCUCUUCCCGCCCCGGACAGUCCGGCCGUGCCGAUGGUUACGUCCUUGAGGGUGAGGAGUUGCAGCACUACCUCCGUAAGAUCCAGAAGAAAUAAGUGAUAUAUAUCCAC
This is a messenger RNA of Saitoella complicata NRRL Y-17804, 747 nucleotides long. RefSeq names its product YER102Wp-like protein. The transcript is spliced from 3 exons. Gene Ontology annotation, molecular function: structural constituent of ribosome. Gene Ontology annotation, cellular component: cytosolic small ribosomal subunit; ribosome. Gene Ontology annotation, biological process: maturation of SSU-rRNA from tricistronic rRNA transcript (SSU-rRNA, 5.8S rRNA, LSU-rRNA); translation. Bases 133 to 732 code for a protein of 199 amino acids. Lineage: Eukaryota; Fungi; Ascomycota; Saitoellomycetes; Saitoellales; Saitoellaceae. The record is from RefSeq and is a predicted model, not a curated record.